Molecule: messenger RNA, 2889 nt
Organism: Apodemus sylvaticus (European woodmouse)
Lineage: Eukaryota; Metazoa; Chordata; Mammalia; Rodentia; Muridae
Gene: Gosr1
Product: golgi SNAP receptor complex member 1
Exons: 9
Coding region: 71-823 (250 amino acids)
Biological process (GO): endoplasmic reticulum to Golgi vesicle-mediated transport; vesicle fusion
Cellular component (GO): cis-Golgi network; Golgi membrane; SNARE complex
Molecular function (GO): SNAP receptor activity
Source: RefSeq, a predicted model, not a curated record
AGGCGUGGAGGUGACUCUCUAGCCUUCAAGGCCUCUACUCGCCAGUCCCGACUGACGUUGGGCAACAAAGAUGGCGGCGGGAACCAGCAAUUACUGGGAAGAUCUCAGGAAACAAGCUCGACAGCUGGAAAACGAACUUGACCUGAAACUAGUUUCCUUCAGUAAACUGUGUACAAGCUACAGUCACAGCGGCACCCGGGAUGGAGGACGCGAUAGGUAUAGUUCUGACACCACACCCCUAUUAAAUGGAUCAAGCCAAGACAGAAUGUUUGAGACAAUGGCAAUUGAAAUUGAACAGCUUUUGGCAAGGCUUACAGGAAUAAAUGACAAAAUGGCAGAGUACACCCACAGUGCAGGGGUGCCCUCCCUCAACGCAGCCCUGAUGCACACGCUGCAACGGCACAGAGACAUUCUGCAGGAUUACACACACGAAUUCCAUAAAACCAAAGCAAACUUUGUGGCAAUACGGGAAAGGGAGAAUCUCAUGGGAUCAGUACGAAAAGAUAUUGAGUCAUAUAAAAGUGGGUCUGGAGUAAACAACAGGAGAACUGAACUGUUUCUGAAAGAGCAUGACCACCUUCGGAACUCUGACCGUCUGAUAGAAGAAACCAUAAGCAUUGCUAUGGCAACAAAAGAGAAUAUGACUUCCCAGAGAGGAAUGCUCAAGUCAAUUCACAGCAAGAUGAACACUCUGGCCAACCGCUUUCCCGCCGUGAACAGCCUGAUACAAAGGAUCAACCUCAGGAAGCGGCGUGACUCGCUGAUCCUUGGAGGUGUCGUUGGCAUCUGUACCAUCCUGUUGCUGCUGUAUGCCUUCCACUGAAAGCACAGCCCCAGGACUCUGCCCACCACCUUCAUGGCCUGAUCUAGAGUGGGGAACCUGCGAAGGAGAAAGACCAACUCGGCCAUGAGCCCGCCAGCAGAUGAAUUCUAAACCGCACCGUGGCUUUGACCUGGUCGGACUGAGCUGAGCCACGGGUCUUCUGUGCUCUUUUCUAAUACACAUUACUCUGUUUUUAAUUUUAAAAACAACACAAGGUUCCAGUUGCUUGUGUCUCCCUAGGAGGUAAGCAGGCCAAGCUGAGAGUCUGGGCUUCAGUGACUGGUGAAGCCAGGUGGGCAGCGGGCCUCAGAGCUGACGCCUCACAGCACCCGGCUUUCUGCGGGCCUCAGAGCGGACGCCUCACAGCACAAGCUCUCUACAUCCAAAGAUGGCUUCGCUUUCAGCCACGAGAUUGGAUGUGAAUAAAAGUAAUUGUUGUCCUUUUAUUUAACACUUGUGAUGAGAAAUCAGCUGUCCUUUGCUGAUAUUCUGUGAUCUAUAUUCUAUUCUGUGUCCCUAACUCUUGGCAGUCAAGAAAAAUUCCAUUUCCCACGGGUUCUGUAAGAUGUUGGUAGGUCAGCUUCAUGUUUGAGGCUGUUUGAAAUGGAGAGCACUGUAGAAAGGGCGCCUCCUUUCUGUUUCAGUUGUGAGCACUGGGUCAACUGUACCGCCGCCAACACACCAGAAUGGCAGUCCUUGCGAAGGAGCUGGCCAUUGCUUUAUUAUUUCUUCCAUUGGGCUAAUAUUUGCUCGUAUAUGAUAAAAUUGCAUUUCCACUGACAGGCAGUCAGUGUCUGCCAUUGCCCCUAGUGGUCCCAUAUCAUGUGAAGCCUAAUAUUAGGAACUGAGGGAAGGGACGUGGUUCUCAGUGAGGCCUGCUCGUGAGCCACCGUGAGAAGACAGUGAGGGGUGGCUCUCUGGGCUUUCCUGUCAGUGUGGUAUAGCCUGUGGCAGGGUGAGCACGAGCCUGGGGUCCCAGUGCUCUGCCCUGUGCAGAUCUAUCCCUUCUUCCUCUGCUGGCCCCCUCCUACCUGCAGGCCUCAGGGUGGCCACUGCAGAGCCUGUGGCUCCUACCUGCACCUCUGUUACUUUGGACAGUGACAGAAUUGUGAAUGCUGCUCAAGGUUAGCCAUUUCUCAGCAUCUGUAAAUUGGUAACUUGUCAUACUGAACUAGCAGAUAGUGUAAAGGCUCCAAUCUGUGCUCACCAAGAGAGAAGGCUGCUGGUCCCCCUGGAAUGUCCUCUGCACAUUGUCCAUAUUGUCCUAGCAGUGCGAGGAUAUUAGAGUAUAGCUCUUCACCAUGCUAUGGUGUGGGAUGGCGCCUCUGGGCCAACUUGAUACAUAUACUGCUCAUGGAUAGACUGACACCCAGUCUGGGACUGACUGACAGAUUUGACAUUCAUUGAAGUGUUAGCAUAUUCUGGGUAUGAAAGGCAUUUGAUAUAUUUUUCUUAAUUAUGGGGUUUAUUUUUCUAAAUAUGGGUUAAUCAGCUUGUUGACUGGGCAUGCCCUUAAAAGGAAAUUAAAUUUCCCUCUGUUGUCCUUAAAGAAUCAGGGAAGUUUGUUUGUUAAAUUCUCUUUGAGAGAACAGAACUUCUCUUCCCUGAUACUUCAUUAUCUUUGAUUUUUUUCAAAGGGUCUUGAUUGGCAGUUGUGCCUCAGCUAGACUUUAUGGGACUUUGGUUGUUAUAUAGUGGGCAUAUAUAAAAUCUGAAGUAUCGUAAAUAAAGUUAUUUAUUUAAAUACACAGCCAGUCUUUUCCACUGGUUUGAUUACCUGUUUCAUUCACUAAAGCUAAUGAGGCAGUGAAAGCGAGGCCAUGGCCUGCUCCACAGCCGGGCAGCCCAGGAGGCUGUGCUCAGAUGAACAAAUGGAAUUAUGUUGCUUGUUUUCUUUUUGAGUAAAUCAGUUCUUUCAAAGAACCCUAGUUGUAGAUGCUGGGGUCUGACCUUCCAUUGUGGUGUCCUAGAAGGAAGACUGCUCUCCCUUCUGGUUCCACCCUGUACAGGACCCUGUGAUUGCCCAUUGGAACUUCAGUUUUAUGACAUUCAAUUUUUUUUUUCAA